Messenger RNA from Triticum dicoccoides, 857 nucleotides. Its product is annotated as gluconokinase-like. The record is from RefSeq and is a predicted model, not a curated record. Bases 99 to 692 code for a protein of 197 amino acids. Gene Ontology annotation, molecular function: gluconokinase activity. Lineage: Eukaryota; Viridiplantae; Streptophyta; Magnoliopsida; Poales; Poaceae. Gene Ontology annotation, cellular component: cytoplasm. The transcript is spliced from 4 exons.
GGUGUCGUCCUCGUCGCUCAAUCAUUGUGUGCCCCUCUUGGGUCUCGUCCUGCCGUCGCCGCAGAGGAAGACGGAGACACCGUCGGAGGAGGAGCGCCAUGGCCGGCUCUGAUCUCCUCCGCCCAGAUCCAGCCACAGGGCUGGCCAUCGUGAUCAUGGGAGUCAGCGGCUGCGGCAAAUCGACCGUGGCGGCGAUGCUCGCCGACGCGCUGGGCUGCGGCUUCGUCGAGGCGGACGACUACCACUCCCACGCCAACAAAGAGAAGAUGAGCAGGGGCGUCCCGCUCACGGACGAGGACCGCCUCCCGUGGCUGGAGUCGCUGCGCGACGCCAUCCGGGAGCGCCUAGGCCGCGGCGAGGACGUCGCCGUCAGCUGCUCGGCGCUGCGGCUCAAGUACAGGGAGGUUCUCCGGCAGGGGGACAUCAGUUACAAGCCUGGGAGCUAUGAGACCUGCAGAGUCAAGUUCGUGUGUCUAGAGGCGUCGGCGGAGGUGAUCGCCGGGAGGGUCGAGCGCAGGGCGGCGGAAGGGGGCCACUUCAUGCCGGCGAGCCUGGUGCGGAGCCAGCUCGACCUGCUGGAGAUCGACGCGGCCGAGGGGAUCACCGUCGUCGACGCCACGGUGCCCGCCCACGCCAUCGUCCAAGCCACCGUCGCCCAGUUCAGGGACGAGCUGGCAUCCAUGGCGUGCUGAGAAAUUCAGUUGAAUCCAGCUGCUCUGUUUCUUAUUUCUGAAUCCAGUUUCAUGGCUGUACAAGUUAUACAAGUUUUAAAGGCUCUCCAAACACCGGAAAUUGCUUUUGGAGACGGAGCUCCGUGGAGGCCUCCAAAUGCAAAAUUCAAAAUUGAUAUUUUUAUA